Messenger RNA from Haliaeetus leucocephalus (bald eagle), 4735 nucleotides. It is a transcript of the gene AGO4, whose product is annotated as argonaute RISC catalytic component 4. The coding region runs from base 1573 to 3957 and encodes 794 amino acids. Lineage: Eukaryota; Metazoa; Chordata; Aves; Accipitriformes; Accipitridae. The transcript has 17 exons. Gene Ontology annotation, molecular function: RNA binding; protein binding. The record is from RefSeq and is a predicted model, not a curated record.
UUGGUGUCCUCAGAUCGGUAAUUUUAAUUGGUAAUGCAGUAGCCAUUGGGUGGCUUAUAAACCCAGUGUAGAAGGCUCCUUGGAUUUGGUCCUAGGUUUAGUUUACGAUUGUGUUAAAAGUUUUUUGCCGCACCCUGAAAUGUACCCAAGUAUGAGUUUCAUCCUCCCACAGCUUAUCUACUUCCCUUCUGGUAUAAACUGUGAGCCUUUGACUUAAAUGGAUACUGGCAGGUUGACACAGUCUUCUGAUACUAAAUUUGCUCUAAGUUUUAUGAUUGGUUUCUAUUGCAUUCUUGUAUUGUAAUAAUUUUCCCCCGCUCUCCUUUGCUACUCUACAACAGAGGGAAGAAACUUUGAUCACACUAGGCACUGGCAGAUAGAGACAAAACCCAUGAAAAUAUACUAAUUCAAUUUGCUUUACAUGCAGUGUCAACUGAGGCUGUGAUAGAUUUAAAAAAAGUGUGUUUAAUCUUGUUAACAUGGUAUCUCAGAUCUUAACGCUUUGAGGAAGUUAACUAAAGACUUAACUAGUGACUAGCUUGCAUGUGAGUACUUUUUCAAGCCUCUAUUAAUUUCUUCCUUAAAAUUGUUUCUGAAGCUCUUAAUUUGUCCAUAUAAAUUAUCUUCUCCACAUCUGUUGGGAGUCUAUACCUGUCUUUAUGCUUUCUCCCUUGCUUUUCUUUUUAGAAGAUAGCCUAAAGCUUUCCUCACUCCUUUCUUUGUGUAGGAAUUUUAAAUUGGCUGAAAUUGUGCUGUAGGGGAAAAGUAUUUCACUAUUAACAAAAAUUAUAUGUUCAUGAUGUAAAGGAAAUGACAAAACUGUUUUAGCUUAGAUCCAAUACGGAAAUAUGUUUUUAAUUUAGUUUAGAAUAAAAAUAUCCCUUACCUGUUUCCAGAUAAUAUCAAUUUUCAGAUAGAAAUUGGGGAUGUGUGUCCUAAGUAUGCCAAGAGUGACAAUCAUUAACAUCUGAACUUUAAGCCUAUAGUGAAAACAAUGAAAAAUGUGGCUUGUAUGGCUAUUGGCUAGUUCUAGAAAUGGUGGUAGGAAUAUGUUUAUCUUCACAUUAUAUAAAAAUACAUAAUACAUAAAUGGUUGCAUUCCAUCUCAGGACUCUGUGAAGUACAUAACCACAGUCAUGAAUAAAUGUCACUAAAAUUGUGAAGAUUAAUUAUGGCACUAACUUAUGUAUGCUUUAGGGAACACUUUUUUUUUUUUUUUUUUACCUGGACAAGCAGCUGGAAGGCUGAGCCACUUGGAGCACCUCCAUUUGCAACCUCAGAAAGCUACUUGAGAUUUCUUUCUGCCCUGUCAGAAAGUCGAAGUACACCUAAAAGGAUACUGCACCGAAUGAUCAAUUACAUCUCAUACAUAUUUAUUUGACUUCCGUAGGGCCCCCAGCAAGUCUUUUCCAGCCACCGCGUCGCCCAGGCCUGGGAACUGUUGGGAAACCCAUCCGCCUCCUAGCCAAUCAUUUUCAGGUUCAGAUCCCCAAGAUUGAUGUUUAUCACUAUGAUGUAGAUAUCAAACCAGAAAAACGCCCCCGAAGAGUGAACAGAGAGGUGGUGGAUACUAUGGUGAGACACUUCAAGAUGCAGAUAUUUGGAGAUCGGCAACCUGGAUAUGAUGGGAAACGCAACAUGUAUACUGCACACCCAUUACCUAUUGGCCGGGAUAGAGUGGAUAUGGAGGUGACACUUCCAGGAGAGGGGAAGGACCAGACAUUUAAAGUAUCCAUUCAGUGGGUAUCAGUCGUCAGCCUUCAGUUGCUGCUGGAAGCUCUGGCAGGGCACUUGAAUGAAGUUCCUGAAGAUUCUGUACAGGCGCUUGACGUAAUCACACGGCACCUUCCCUCCAUGAGGUACACUCCUGUGGGUCGCUCCUUUUUCUCCCCCCCUGAAGGUUAUUACCACCCUCUGGGUGGUGGCAGGGAGGUCUGGUUUGGUUUCCACCAGUCGGUCAGGCCUGCCAUGUGGAACAUGAUGCUCAACAUUGAUGUGUCAGCAACUGCUUUCUAUCGUGCCCAGCCUAUCAUUGAGUUCAUGUGCGAGGUCUUGGACAUUCAGAACAUAAAUGAACAAACUAAGCCUCUUACGGACUCGCAGCGUGUCAAGUUUACCAAAGAAAUCAGAGGUCUAAAAGUAGAGGUUACCCACUGUGGCCAGAUGAAGAGAAAAUACCGAGUUUGCAAUGUUACUCGGCGACCAGCCAGUCAUCAGACGUUUCCUCUGCAGCUGGAAAAUGGGCAGGCUAUGGAGUGUACAGUAGCUCAGUAUUUUAAGCAGAAGUACAGUCUGCAGCUAAAAUAUCCUCACCUUCCCUGUCUCCAAGUAGGACAGGAGCAGAAACACACAUACUUACCACUUGAGGUGUGUAACAUAGUGGCAGGCCAGAGAUGUAUAAAGAAGCUAACGGACAAUCAGACAUCGACUAUGAUAAAAGCAACUGCAAGAUCAGCACCGGACCGACAGGAAGAAAUCAGCAGACUAGUGAAAAGUAACAGUAUGGUUGGUGGACCUGAUCCAUAUCUGAAGGAGUUUGGUAUUGUUGUCCAUAAUGAAAUGACGGAGUUGACAGGCAGAGUUUUGCCAGCACCAAUGCUGCAAUAUGGAGGCAGGAACAAGACUGUGGCCACACCAAACCAAGGUGUGUGGGACAUGAGAGGGAAACAGUUCUAUGCUGGCAUUGAGAUUAAAGUUUGGGCUGUUGCCUGUUUUGCUCCUCAAAAACAAUGCAGGGAAGACUUACUAAAGAGUUUUACUGACCAGCUGCGCAAGAUCUCGAAGGAUGCAGGGAUGCCGAUCCAAGGCCAGCCCUGUUUCUGCAAAUACGCCCAGGGUGCAGACAGCGUGGAGCCCAUGUUUAAACACUUAAAACUGACUUACGUUGGUCUGCAGCUGAUCGUGGUGAUUCUACCUGGAAAGACGCCUGUUUACGCUGAAGUAAAGCGAGUUGGUGACACUCUUCUAGGAAUGGCCACUCAGUGUGUUCAGGUAAAGAAUGUGGUAAAAACCUCACCACAAACACUGUCCAACCUGUGUCUGAAGAUAAAUGCAAAGCUUGGAGGAAUCAACAAUGUGCUGGUACCUCAUCAAAGGCCAUCGGUGUUCCAGCAGCCAGUGAUCUUUUUGGGAGCAGAUGUCACUCACCCUCCUGCUGGGGAUGGAAAGAAGCCAUCCAUUGCUGCUGUGGUAGGCAGUAUGGACGGCCAUCCUAGCCGUUACUGUGCUACGGUGCGUGUGCAGACCUCCCGCCAGGAGACCUCCCAGGAGUUGCUGUACAGUCAGGAGGUGAUACAGGACCUGACUAAUAUGGUGCGAGAACUAUUGAUCCAGUUUUACAAAUCCACUCGUUUCAAGCCCACAAGGAUCAUUUACUACCGAGGGGGAGUAUCAGAAGGACAGAUGAAGCAGGUAGCUUGGCCAGAACUGAUAGCAAUCCGGAAGGCCUGUAUUAGUUUGGAAGAAGAUUAUAGACCAGGAAUAACCUACAUUGUCGUGCAGAAAAGGCAUCACACCAGACUAUUCUGUGCUGACAAAACUGAAAGGGUGGGUAAGAGCGGCAACGUACCAGCAGGCACUACUGUGGACAGCACGAUCACACAUCCUUCUGAAUUUGACUUUUACCUCUGUAGCCAUGCAGGAAUUCAGGGAACCAGCCGGCCCUCCCACUACCAGGUCUUGUGGGACGACAACUGUUUUACCGCAGACGAACUACAGCUUUUGACGUAUCAGCUGUGUCACACGUACGUCCGGUGUACGCGAUCAGUCUCUAUUCCAGCUCCUGCAUACUAUGCCAGGCUGGUAGCGUUUAGGGCCAGAUACCAUCUUGUGGACAAGGAUCAUGACAGUGCUGAAGGCAGCCAUGUGUCAGGACAGAGCAAUGGCCGCGAUCCUCAGGCUCUGGCAAAGGCAGUGCAGAUCCACCAUGAUACUCAGCAUACGAUGUAUUUUGCUUGAGAGCAUCUGGGAAGAUGAGGCAAAACCAACAACCCAUGCAGUCCUGAAAUGUUUUGAAUGCCUACUGCUAUAGCUAGGGCCCAGUUUAUUUCAGACUGCCCACUACCAGCAGCUCUGAACAGUCGCACUGAAUCUGUACUUCACAGCAAUGUCUGAUGCACCAACACAAUUGAGCCAUUUGUUUCAUUGUUUUAUGUCAUAGAAAUUCAUAGACUGUCUUUUCUGAUGCAUUGGACUGAAUUUUUACCUCAAAGCGCAAAAGGCCGAUCAUCCUGAAAUUUUUAAAGGACUUGGCACGAAAGGUUUCUAUUGAAUAUUUUGCUAGCUGUUGUUUUUAAGUUAUCUUCUCAUCCCAUUAGUUUAUCAUGAUGACUGAUUCCCUGUCUUCAUGCACUGCUUAGUGAGUGUGCAUAUUAUGGCAAAAUGUUUUACUCCAGUUAAAUGUAAUUGUUCUAUUGUGUGGGGCCAUAGAUUUUUUAACGGAGAUUUUAGACUUCACUACUGUAAAUGCCUUUUAACAAACAUAACUUUCACAGGUAUUGCAGUUUUUUGUCAGUUUUACUAAUUAUCUUUUUAAUCUCUGCAGACUUCGGCUGCAAAGCAAUUGCACUAUACUGCGAGUUCAAAUAGGUGGUUCUUGUUCUGUGAAUGUGUAAUAUAACCAGAUAGUGAUGCCUGUCAGUACAUUUUAAUUAUAAUGGUUACAAAUAAUACUGCCAUGGUAUCGUAACAAGUACUGAACCAUCAUUUUCCCCCUCUAAAAAUGAUAAAAACAAAA